Messenger RNA from Planococcus citri (citrus mealybug), 1120 nucleotides. RefSeq lists its product as uncharacterized. Bases 395 to 898 code for a protein of 167 amino acids. The record is from RefSeq and is a predicted model, not a curated record. The transcript has 5 exons. Lineage: Eukaryota; Metazoa; Arthropoda; Insecta; Hemiptera; Pseudococcidae.
CGAGAGUUCAAUGCUUGUUUUUUUUUUUCCUUUUUUCCAUUAAAAGAACAAUCGACAAUGCAAAGUAGACAACUCGAUUAAUUACAUCACCUUUUGCUUUUUCCAAUAUAGCUAUAUACAGAAAUGAAGACUGUUGGUCAGAUGUGAUUUGUGUUGUGCGGUUCAACUAGGUACUCCAAAAAAGAAUUUGAUAGAAAACGAAACUAAAAGAAAUUCAAUUUAAAAAAUCGCAAGUUUUCUUUUUCUAAAUUAAUUCAUCAUUCGAAAUAUUUCUUUUUUUAAAAUAAUUUUUCGGUUCGUUGCUGGUCGUUUGUAAUUUCAUUUUUAAAUCCCGAAUUAAUAUUUCAUACGAGUUUGUGAUCACUUUUUUCAACAGCAAACUUCAACAACCAUCAUGAAGCUCAUCAGUUGCAUUAUAAUAACUUUAAUCGUCGGAAAUCGAGCCGCGAUACAAUACCCUGAAAAUCCACGCAAAGUCAACAAUACUUCAAUAACAGCAGCAGGGAAAAGUACAGUUCCCACGCCACAACCGACUGGUCUGUCAAAUUCGAAAGUAUCAAGUGCAAAUGGACAGCAAACCAGUGCCCAAAAAUCCAACAGCGAAAGUCCCAGCAAUGAAAAACUUCAGUCUGGGGCCUCAGACGUGGAAUUGAUACUAAAUCAAAACACGACACAUGGCGUUAAAGGCGAAGCCCUUUCUCCGGGUAAUUCAACCGUUGAAAAGGCAGCCCUUCGAUCUAUUUCAAUUACUGAAGAAAAAAACAGCUUCUCAUCAUCAGUGUGGAUCUACAUCACGCUCGGGGUACUUUGCGUAGCAGUCUUCAAUGUGUACAUAUUCUGGUACCGAAAACGAGCAGCCACUUACUCUUUCCAGCCAACAGGAGCAGCUCAACGUUAAAAGCAACACAGCUCAAAAUGUUGCAACUCCGAAUAUGAAAGUACACACUAUCGGUGCUCUAAGUAUUUCCAAAAUGAAAAGGAAAAAAGCUCAACAGAACGACACCGACACGUUAAUCGACAAUUCGUCGUUUGUGCUUUAACGAUAGAUACUCUACCUACUAACAUUACUCUAAUGUAUUUAUUCGCUAUCAAAAAACAUAAAAAUCACCGAGACCGUUUA